AUGGAUUCGCUGCCGCAGUUUGAUCAGUUUAAAGUUCAUUGUGAUCCGCAUACCGCUGGUUUGAGAUGGGAGAAGUGGAUAAUUCGCUUCGAAAGGCUUAUGGAGGCAAUCAAUGUAGUCUCACAAACUGCAGACUCUGCCGACCAGAAAACAGCUACCGAUAAGCGUAGGCUGGCCUUACUGCUUCAUUACGCAGGAACCGAAGUUGAAGACGUAUUUGACACCCUGCCAGGUGUGCAAGACGACAAAAACACUUACUCUAAAGCUAAACCUCUUUUCCAAGCCUAUUUUCAACCGAAGAAAAAUGUUGAACUUGAAGUAUUUAAUUUCCGAAGAUCCAGACAAGAACCUGGCGAAAACAUGGACGCUUUUGCAACAAGACUCCGUCAACUCGCAACAAGGUGUGAUUUUAAUGAUUCUGACUUAGAAAUUAAAUUACAGAUUAUUCAAGGCUGCAAGUCAAGCAACUUCAGAAAAUUGUGCUUAAGAGAUCAACUGUCCCUGAAAAAAAUGCUAGAAAAUGCACGCGCAGCAGAAGCCGCUGAUCGCUAUGCAGAAAGCGUGGAACAGUCAUCGAAACAAGCCACUAACUCGGUAAAUAAGUCAAGAAAUAAUUUCAAAUUUAAGUCGCAUAAAGAAACCGGAGACAACGGAAAGAAGAAGACGUCGAAAUGUCGCAAAUGUGGAGGACAAUGGCCUCACACAGGAAGUCCGUGUCCGGCAAAAGGCAAAUGUCGAAAUUGUGGAUAUGACUGGCCGCAUCCCGAAUCAAAACCGUGCCCGGCAAAAGGCAAGAAAUGUGAAGCUUGUGGAAUGUUGAAUCAUUUCAGCAAGUGCUGCACGAACAAGAAAGCCAAGCCCGGAUCAUCUUCAAAGCAAGAGCACACCAGACAAGUCAACGACCGAGAGAGCUCGAGUGACGAGUCGACUUGGACAAUUAGUCCAACAAGAUCGGAUGACAGGCCACUCACACACAUUAAGCUGUGUGGCGGAAAAUGCAAGAUGAUGAUCGACACAGGAUCAACUUGCAACCUGCUGAGUUUCAAAGAAUACAAUGAACUCCCAAACAAGCCGACACUUCAUCCUACAGGAAACUCCGUUAAUGGAUACGGCGGAAAUCCUUUGAAAAUUAUAGGCAAAUUCAAGACACUGAUUGAAUCAAAACACGCAUAUGCCGAUGCUGUUAUUUACGUUAGCGACAAUGAAAAGGCUGACAACCUUCUUGGAUACUCCACAGCAAAAGAGCUCAAGUUGGUAAAAGUAUCAAACUCAGUAUCUUCUUCAAAUGACUAUUCAUUCGUAAAACAAAAGUUUGGACCACUGUUUUCGGGACUUGGAAAAAUGAAGAAUUACCAGGUAAAAUUACACAUAGAUCAGUCGAUCCAGUCAGUAACUCAAAAACACAGGAGAAUCGGUUUUCACCUGCGCAAAUGUGUUGACAAAGAGCUGACAAACCUGGAAAAUGAAGACAUAAUUGAACCUGUCACAGAUGGCCCAACUGAAUGGAUUUCUCCAUGUCAUGCUGUACCAAAGCCAAAGCAACCAGGAAAACUAAGAGUAUGUGUCGACAUGCGAGCACCAAACAAAGCAAUCUUGCGAAUCAGACACAUUAUUCCAACUAUAGAAGAUUUAGUUGUGGAUUUAAAUGGAGCAAAAUACUUUUCAAAACUAGACAUGAAUCAAGGAUAUCAUCAGCUAGAACUAGCUCCAGAAUCAAGGUACAUUACAACUUUUUCAACACACCGUGGAUUAUUUCGUUACAAAAGAUUGAACUUUGGAAUGAAUUGCGCGUCUGAAAUUUUUGAUGACGUCAUUCGCCAAACAGUAAGCGGAAUCCCAGGUGUGGUAAACAGAAGUGAUGACAUUUUUGUUACAGGAAAAACAAAAGAAGAACAUGAUUCAAGCCUGGAAAAGGUACUGAAGAGACUCAUGGACAAAAAUCUCACACUCAAUUUUGAGAAAUGUGAAUUUGGAAAAGAAGAAAUUGACUUCUUCGGAUUACACUUUAGCGGAAAAGGAGUUUCACCAACUCAAGCUAAAGUAGAGGCUAUCAAGAAAGCAGAACCACCUUCAACGCCUGACGAAGUAUCAAGCUUUUUAGGAAUGGUAACAUACUGUAGCCGUUUCAUCCCUAAUGCCGCUGCAAUCAGCGAGCCGCUAAGACGCCUUACUCACACCAAGCAAGAAUGGGUGUGGAAGGAAGAACAAGAAAAAGCAUUCAAAAAUUUAAAGAAAAGUCUCUGCAAAGCCGUAACACUCUCUUAUUUCGACGUAGGAAAACCAACGUCUAUCGUGGUCGAUGCAAGCCCACGAGGCCUAGGCGCAAUCUUGACACAAGUUUCAAAAGAUGGAUCAAACUCCAUUAUCGCCUACGCUAGCAGACUGUUGACAGACGUAGAGUCACGCUAUUCGCAGACUGAGAGAGAAGCACUCGCCAUUACAUGGGCGAUCCUCCAUUUUCAUCUCUACGUAACCGGUAAGGAAUUCACCGUGAUAACAGAUCAUAAGCCACUAGAAGCAAUUUUCAACAAGCCGCUCAUUCAGCCUCCUGCAAGAAUUGAGCGCUGGCUUUUAAAGCUUCAAUUAUAUGACUUCACUGUCAUUUAUCAGCCCGGAAAAUCCAACCCAGCUGAUUACAUGUCACGACACCCUAUACCGUCAACAGCAGUCUCAACAAGAGAACAAUCAAUUGCUGAAAAUUACGUCAAUUCAAUCUGUAUGAAAUCAGUUCCAAAACCAGUUCAUCUUGGCAGCAUCACGAGCGCCACAAAAGAAGACAAAGCAAUACAACUGAUUUUCAAGAUCCUUAGUCAAAAACGUUGCAAAAAGGAAGAAGUAGAAAAACUGAACAGUCAAGAAAAAGAUUGGUUUAUCUCACUCAAACAAAUCCAGCUGCAACUGACGAGAAUUGAAACUGAGGAAGGUGAAAUGUUGUUAAAAGACACCCGUAUAGUUAUUCCUCAUUCCUUAACAGAAAAAAUAAUUGACAUCGCGCAUCAAGGACACCAAGGUAUCGUUAAAACUAAAGCGUUACUAAGAGAAAAAGUUUGGUUUCCAGGAAUCGACAAAGCGGUUGAGAGAAAAGUAACAAAUUGCAUUCCAUGCCAAGCAUGCAGCAAGAAAAAUAGCCCUGAACCAUUGCAAAUGUCAAGUUUACCAGCUGAACCUUGGACUGAGGUCAGUAUAGAUUUUGCAGACAUGCCGAUGGGAGAACAUUUGUUAGUUGUUUACGACGACUACUCAAGAUAUCCUGUCGUAACGAAAGUUUCAUCAACGUCAGCAAAAGUGGUAACAAAGAAACUAGAAGAUAUCUUUGCACAGUUUGGAAUACCUGAAGUGGUUAAAAGCGACAACGGUCCGCCAUUUCAGAGUUAUGAUUUUAAACAAUUUGCUCAAGAUUUAAAUUUCAAACACAGAAGAGUCACUCCCCUAUGGCCACAAGCCAAUGGCGGAGUAGAAAGAUUCAUGAAGACGCUCAAAAAAGCACUGCGCUGUGCAGUCGCUGAAAAACGUAAUUGGAGAGAAGAAAUUCCAAGAUUCUUACUCAACUAUAGAAAUUCACCGCACGCUUCAACAGGAAAAGCACCAGCAACUUUAUUAUUCGGACGGUCAUUACGCACACGUCUACCGCAAAUACCAAAAAUAAAGAAAGAAGAAGAAAUAAGAAACAAAGACCUAAAAUCAAAAAGUCGCAUGAAAGAAAAUGCAGACAAAAAGGCAAAGCAUAGAGAACUAAAGGAAGGAGAUUUUGUAUUAUAA
Daphnia pulicaria is the source of this 3759-nucleotide messenger RNA. RefSeq lists its product as uncharacterized. Lineage: Eukaryota; Metazoa; Arthropoda; Branchiopoda; Diplostraca; Daphniidae. The record is from RefSeq and is a predicted model, not a curated record. Bases 1 to 3759 code for a protein of 1252 amino acids. Gene Ontology annotation, molecular function: nucleic acid binding. Gene Ontology annotation, biological process: DNA integration. The transcript has a single exon.